Oncorhynchus nerka (sockeye salmon) is the source of this 3751-nucleotide messenger RNA. Its product is annotated as dual serine/threonine and tyrosine protein kinase-like. Gene Ontology annotation, biological process: negative regulation of apoptotic process; positive regulation of fibroblast growth factor receptor signaling pathway; protein phosphorylation. Gene Ontology annotation, molecular function: ATP binding; protein kinase activity. Gene Ontology annotation, cellular component: cytoplasm. The record is from RefSeq and is a predicted model, not a curated record. Lineage: Eukaryota; Metazoa; Chordata; Actinopteri; Salmoniformes; Salmonidae.
GGCAAUAGAGAAACAUUGUCCUUCUCCAAGUAUCUACUGUAGCUAGCUAGGUACUCCCGAACUGUCUGUGUUUGUUUUAAGAGAGUGCUGCUAAACUGUAACAUUCCAAAUGUUGAUCCCCUCGAGUGAUGGUAAUAGCUUUUUUUUCUAGCAUUCAUUGAAGACUGAGGAGCGUAGCGACAGACAUAUUUUAUGUAUCACAACUGUGAUUGACAGCGAGCGAGUUUGUUUUGCUAGCGAACUAGCCAUCUCUUCCGUGGAAUCUCGGAUAAACCAGCAAAUUAGCAGUAACUCGCUAGUUUAUGUAGCACCUGUGGAAAAGGUUACUCGAGGGAGCUAAUGACAACAUCGGCUGGGGUAAUGGGUCUGCUGUCUUGAAACAUUAACUUGGAAUACGAUGCCUGGCUUGCUGGCUAGUAGGAUAGGAACUGGAUAGGAAGCGACAAUGUGAUGCAGUGAUUUUGCUACGGAAUUCCCCACGGCAGUAACGUUGCCCGCUUGCACUGCGAUAUCGCUUGCACAAUCGCCCCUUUAAAUUAACAGUGGACUUUUUGGACUGUUGGUGUCUGAAAUCCAUGCACAGGGCACAACCUAUACGUCAAGUAAACAAACAUUAGUGAUACUGAUGCAAAUAAUUGAACAGUGGAAAUCUGAAUAAGUGAGACCAUAAGAGAAUUCACUGAAACGGAGCAGCAAAUCACAUUGACGCUCACUGAUGCGCCCUUGUCCAAUAACUUGCAAUGGCAAUUACAACUUGAAGACUGGGACCAUUUGCAUACCAUAUUCGGUUGGAAGUUUAAAGCAGUAAAGAGAAGAGCGUUCUCCCCAUUGUGCCUCAUUACAGACUCAAAUACCUACUGCAAUGGAGGUGGUAGGUGGGGGAAAUGUGCAGAAAGUCACUCCUUUAGCUAGAGAAUUAUCCCGACUCUUCAACAGCUACAAUAAACACUCCAUACAACUGAAAAAGAAUCUGAAGGAGACCAACGCAUUUUUCCGGGAAAUAAAACGCAACUACAGUAACGCCUGCGCAUCGGCCGCCAGCUCGGAGGCAGCUGCUCUGGAGGCAGGCCAGCUGAGCUGCAUCUCCUUCCGGCAUGAGGAGGAGUUCCUGCAAAGCAACGUGGGCAGCGUCCUCUACAUCGUGGUACUUGGUCAGGACUGUGCCGCGCGCUACCAGCUGCUCAACUGCCUGCUGGGGGAGCGGCUCUUGCCCCUGGGGCCUGAGGCGGGCGAGGCCUGCGAUGGCGUCCAGGGCACCUCCUGCAAGAGGAGAAAGCUGUGCUUCACCCACGGACGCCAGACGCGACUCAGCCUGGCGCUGCCCGGCCAGUAUGAGCUGGUGCACCAGCUGGCGGCCCACUGUGGGCGCUGGGAUACGGUUCCCCGGGAGGACCUGGAGAUCCAGGAGGAGUGUGAAGACCCCGCCCACAGGCUGGCUGAGCUGGAGAUCACCCUGCACCACCCUCUGCUACAGGAGGCGAAAAUCAUGGUGGUGCCAUGCCCCAGUGUCCAGCCCAUUGAGGAGGCCCUAGAGGACUGUACGCGUAACGCGGUUCCCAUCAUGCUCUACGCCCUCAACCAGGACACCCUCACUGCCGAACAGGUGGCCGAGCUAAGGAAAGUCAAAGAGAUGCUCCUCUUCCCCAUCUGCUUCGUCCGUAUCCCUGCGACUCCGCCCGAGGCCUCCCCCGAGCCCAGCCGGCGCCUAGAGAGGGAGAGGAGCCCCCUCUACAAGCAGCUGCUGUCCCUGGGCUUCCUCAGCACUCCGGUGGGGAACUGUUCCUGCGGAGCCCCCUCCCAGACGCCUAGCCCGGCCGUCAAGCCCCAGAGUGUCCUGGGGGAGACCUUUGAGAGGCUGCACCGCCUCCUGGUGACCUUUGCCCGCCAGGUGCUCCACAACCAGCAGGUGGAGGUUGCGAACUUGCUCAAUGGGGUGCACUGCCGUUGCCUUGACCUCUUCAUCAACCAGGCAUUUGACAUGCAGAGGGACUUGCAGAUCACACCGCGGCGGCUGGAGUACACACGGGAGAAGGAGGGCGAGCUGUUCAUCUCCCUGAUGGCCAUCGCCAACCGCAAGCAGGAGGAGAUGAAAGAGAUGAUCGUGGAGACGCUGAGCAGCAUGAAGGAGCAGCUGCUGGAGGAUGCUGCCAACCUGGAGUUCACAGAUGUCAUAGUGGCGACCAACGGAGAGCCUGUUACCUCAAAAGACAUCAAGUCUUGCAUCCACCAGAUCCAGGAGCUGAUAGUUGUGAGGUUGAACCAGGCGGUGGCCAACAAGCUGAUCAGCUCUGUGGAUUACCUGAGGGAGAGCUUUGUAGGAACCCUGGAGCGCUGUCUAAACAGCCUGGAGAAGUCCAACAUGGAGUCAUCUGUCCACAAUGUCACCUCCAACCACCUCAAACAGAUCCUUAACGCUGCCUAUCACGUGGAGGUGACCUUCCAUUCAGGAUCAUCUGUUACGAGACUCGUCUGGGAGCAGAUCAAACAGAUCAUUCAGAGGAUAACGUUUGUGAACGCUCCUGGCAUCACUACAGAGUGGAAGAGGAAGGUGGCCCAGGAUGCCAUAGAGAGCUUGAGUGCUGCCAAGCUGGCUAAGAGUAUCUGUUCCCAGUUCAGAACACGCCUCAACAGCUCCCACGAUGCCUUCGCUGGCUCCCUGCGACAGCUGGAGGAAGGCCACACGGGGCGGUUGGAGCGUACUGAGGACCUGUGGCUGCGUGUGAGGAAGGACCACGCCCCGCGGCUGGCCCGCCUGUCUCUGGAGAGCCGCUCCCUCCGAGACGUGCUACUGCAUGGCAAGCCCAAACUUGGGCCAGAGCUGGGGCGGGGUCAGUAUGGAGUGGUCUAUCUGUGUGACAGCUGGGGGGGACGCUAUCCCUGCGCUCUGAAAUCAGUUGUACCACCUGAUGACAAGCACUGGAACGACCUGGCCCUGGAGUUUCACUACACCAGGUCCCUCCCUAAACACGAGCGCCUGGUGGACCUGCACGGCUCGGUGAUUGACCACACGUAUGGCGGCGGCUCCAGCAUUGCUGUGCUGCUCAUCAUGGAGAGGCUUCACAGAGAUCUCUACACAGGCCUGAAGGCUGGUUUAUCACUAAAGGAGAGACUCCAGAUCGCUCUGGACGUGGUGGAAGGCAUUCGCUUCCUGCAUGGCCAGGGGCUUCUGCACAGAGACAUCAAACUAAAGAAUGUGCUGCUGGACAAACAGAACCGGGCCAAGAUCACAGACCUGGGCUUCUGUAAGCCAGAGGCCAUGAUGUCCGGCAGCAUUGUAGGAACCCCCAUUCACAUGGCCCCCGAACUCUUCACAGGAAAGUAUGAUAAUUCUGUGGAUGUCUAUGCCUUUGGAAUCCUGUUCUGGUACCUCUGCACUGGCUCUGUCAAACUCCCAGAGUCCUUUGAGAAAUGCUCCAGCAAGGACCAGUUGUGGAAUAAUGUUAAAAAAGGCGCGCGACCCGAACGGUUGGCCAACUUUGAUGAGGAAUGCUGGCAGCUGAUGGAGGCCUGCUGGAAUGGAGACCCUUCCCAGAGGCCACUGCUCGGCAUCGUAGAGCCCAGCCUGCAAAGCAUCAUGGUACGGCUUUGCAAUUGUGGCUCAGAUCAGAAGAGCAGCAGCCUGGAGGACUCAAACUGAAACUCAGAGAGGACCACAGACUGUUGAAAAGGAUUAAUAAAAAACUUUUUGUUGUAUUUAUGGAAAAAUGACAGUGUGUUUCUGGAAGGCCAAUAAUAAAGAUUGUCAAAGACA